AUGAAGUCAGUCGUAGUAGCCCAUUGUCUCGUGAUAAUGGCAAGAACAGCCGCAUGCCUUAUGGGGAAAAAAGCACAGCCUGUUUACGAAGAUGCAAAGUGCACAAAUGACAACAAGAUAGCUCUGUUAAACCUUCAGGGCGUGUGGAAUGUCUUCCCAUGCCCAGAUGAGCACAAAUGUGUAAAGGAAGGAGACAUGAUACGGUGCAUGAAGGAUGACACACAAAAUAGUCAGAAUGCCCCCCGAGUGAAAAUACACACAGUUACAGUUACGCUCCCAAGCUCAGACUAUGCCACAAAGACGCCCUCCAUAGCACCCACCAGCAGACCAUCAGAUGGAUCGAGCCAAAGCGCAAAUGCAUCAGCACCAAGCGCACAGAUGAAUGAGCCGCAGAAGAAAGAUCUGCUAAAAGACCUCACUGACCCAGGCCUACCAGGACAGAUGCACAUUAAGCCCAACAGAAAGGGAAGCAAUCAGCCAGGCAAUCAGAUGAACAACUCAUCAGGUAGUCAAAUGAAUAAUCAAAUGAGCAAUCAGCCAGCUAAUCA
Molecule: messenger RNA, 548 nt
Organism: Nematocida minor
Lineage: Eukaryota; Fungi; Microsporidia
Exons: 1
Source: RefSeq, a predicted model, not a curated record